GGACCCCAGCCCGGACGCCUACUGUAACCUUGUCAUCCUGGCUGUGGCCAACAGGGAUGCCGCCGAGGAGUCCUGCGCCCUCAUCUGCCAGGUGUUCCAGAUCAUCUACGGGGAUCACAGCAUCGAGUGCGUGGACCGGGCUGGCUACCACUACACGUCGACGCCCGACCGGCCGUGGCUCAGCAGUCGCAGUGAGAGCUGUCGCACCGACGGGACAUACGCCUAUGAUGCCGACUUCAGCUCCUUCAGUGGCUCCCAGGACACCUUUGAAGCGUGUUACAGUGGCACAUCCACACCUUCUUGCCCCGGCUCCUACUGCAGCAGCAGUGACCACAGCGGCCUUGGCCUAGAACAGCUGCAGGAUUACAUGGUCACGUUGCGGACCAAGCUGGGGCCCCCUGAGAUCCAGCAGUUUGCUAUGCUGCUGCGGGAGUACCGGCUGGGACUGCCCAUCCAGGACUACUGCGCAGGCCUACUGAAGCUCUAUGGGGACCGGCGCAAGUUCCUCCUCCUGGGCUCCGGCGCCCCGGGAGUGGCUGAGCUGGGGGCGCGUCCGAGCUGCGAGGAUCCGGGCUGCCCGCGAGACCAGGAGCGGGAGCCCAGGAUGGGGUGCGUGAAGUCCAAGUUCCUCCUGUCGAGAAGCAAGGCCUCUCAAAAGGAGCCCAGCUCCACCCAGCAGAGCCCCAUGUACGUGCCGGACCCCACGUCUGCAGGCAAGCGGGGGUUUAACAACAGCGGCAAUCAGCCAGGGUCCUCGGAGGGUCCUGAGGAAGUCACUGUGGUCGCCCUGUAUGAUUACGAGGCCAUUCACCACGAAGACCUCAGCUUCCAGAAGGGGGACCAGAUGGUGGUGCUGGAGGAGUCUGGAGAAUGGUGGAAGGCUCGAUCCCUGGCCACCCGAAAUGAGGGCUACAUUCCAAGCAACUACGUCGCCCGCGUUAAUUCCCUGGAGACAGAAGAGUGGUUCUUCAAGGGCAUCAGCCGCAAGGACGCAGAGCGUCACCUCUUGGCCCCCGGCAAUGUGCUGGGCUCCUUCAUGAUCCGGGACAGUGAGACCACCAAAGGCAGCUACUCUUUGUCUGUGCGUGACUACGACGCGCAGCAUGGGGACGCGGUGAAGCAUUACAAGAUCCGGACCCUGGACAGCGGGGGCUUCUACAUCUCCCCACGGAGCACCUUCAGCACCCUGCAGGAGUUGGUGGCCCACUACAAGAAGGGGAAGGAUGGGCUCUGCCAGAAGCUGACAGUGCCCUGCAUGUCCUCCAAGCCCCAGAAGCCAUGGGAGAAAGAUGCCUGGGAAAUCCCUCGGGACUCCCUCAAGAUGGAGAAGAAGCUUGGAGCCGGGCAGUUUGGGGAAGUCUGGAUGGCCACCUACAACAAGCACACCAAGGUGGCCGUGAAGACGAUGAAGCCGGGGAGCAUGUCCGUGGAGGCCUUCCUGGCCGAGGCCAACCUGAUGAAGACCCUGCAGCACGACAAGCUGGUGAAGCUGCACGCCGUGGUGACCCAGGAGCCCAUCUACAUCAUCACGGAGUUCAUGGCCAAAGGAAGCCUGCUGGACUUCUUGAAGAGCGACGAAGGCGGCAAGCAGCCCUUGCCCAAGCUCAUUGACUUCUCAGCCCAGAUUGCCGAAGGCAUGGCGUUCAUCGAGCAAAGGAACUACAUUCACCGAGACCUUCGAGCCGCCAACAUCUUGGUCUCCGCAUCCCUGGUGUGUAAGAUCGCUGACUUCGGCCUGGCUCGGAUCAUUGAGGACAAUGAGUACACAGCUCGCGAAGGGGCCAAGUUCCCCAUCAAGUGGACAGCUCCUGAAGCCAUCAAUUUUGGCUCCUUCACCAUCAAGUCAGACGUUUGGUCCUUUGGCGUCCUGCUGAUGGAGAUUGUCACCUAUGGCAGGAUCCCUUAUCCAGGGAUGUCAAACCCCGAGGUGAUCCGGGCCUUGGAGCGUGGGUACCGGAUGCCCCGACCAGAGCACUGUCCCGAGGAGCUCUACAACAUCAUGACUCGCUGCUGGAAGAACCACCCAGAAGAGCGGCCCACCUUUGAAUAUAUCCAGAGUGUGCUGGACGACUUCUACACAGCCACUGAGAGCCAGUACCAACAACAGCCAUGAGGGCCGGCCCAGCGCAGGACUGGCAGGCCUGGUGCCUGGGACGUGGCGCCAGCAACGGUCCACUGUUGCCGUUCACCCUCGCCUUGACAGCACCUCUCUCUGCAGCCACAGUUUCUGCAUCUGUCGAGUGGAUGGGGGGAACCGAACAGUAUCUUUUCAACUCCCAAAGCCCACAGGCUGCUGUUCCCAAGUUGAUAAUGCCUGGGACCAUUGGAUUUCAGUCACUGCGGUGGUUUGAAUGCUAAACCUUAAAAAAAUAAAUAAAUAAUGAAGUAAAUAUUUAAAUAAAAUAGAUGA
Messenger RNA from Echinops telfairi (small Madagascar hedgehog), 2410 nucleotides. It is a transcript of the gene HCK, whose product is annotated as HCK proto-oncogene, Src family tyrosine kinase. Gene Ontology annotation, cellular component: extrinsic component of cytoplasmic side of plasma membrane. Lineage: Eukaryota; Metazoa; Chordata; Mammalia; Afrosoricida; Tenrecidae. The coding region runs from base 368 to 2113 and encodes 581 amino acids. Gene Ontology annotation, biological process: cell differentiation; protein phosphorylation; innate immune response. The record is from RefSeq and is a predicted model, not a curated record. Gene Ontology annotation, molecular function: ATP binding; non-membrane spanning protein tyrosine kinase activity; signaling receptor binding. The transcript has 18 exons.